CGCCACCUCUUGUUCAAAACAAAUUUUGUGAAUUCGCAAUACGAACAGGGGAUAUACUGCGCAAUCUACGGUUUUCUCUGUCAUUACUAAUCAGCAACAGUCUUCAGAAAAAAUGUAAUCAUCAACAGCCCAAAUCGGAAAUCGAGCAGGAAUCUUAGGAAUGUUGCUCAGAACAGUCUUCACUCUAAAGAGGAGUGUGAAUUUGGGUUUCCUGUUGGUAAUGAGAAGAUCUGUUUCAGUUUCAAGCAUAGCUGCAAUAGAUGUGGCUGCUAAAGAUGGGGAACUCAUGGUCUUUGUAGUUGCAGGAGAGGUUUCUGGGGACACUAUCGGUUCCUGUCUCAUGGCUUCUAUGAGAAAGCUCUCUCCAUUUCCUGUCCUUUUUGCUGGUGUGGGCGGGUCCAUGAUGUCCGACCAAGGGUUAAAAUCUCUGUUCCCAAUGGAAGAUAUUGCGGUAAUGGGGAUCUGGGAGUUGUUGCCGCAUUUGAACAAGUUCAGAGUUAAGUUGAAGGAAACAGCACAGGCGGCCCUUUUGUUCCGGCCUCACGUUGUGGUUACUGUGGACUCCAAGGGGUUCACCUUUCGUCUCCUACAGCAGCUGCGCACUAAAUACAGUCAGCAGGGAUUGGUUAGUCCUCCACACUUUCACUAUGUAGCGCUGUCUUUUUGGGCAUGGAAAGGGGGUGAAGCAAGGCUCAAAGGGCUAUCUGAGUUCGUGGAUCAUGUCUUGUGCAUACUACCUUUUGAGGCAGAAGUUUGCAGAUUGAAUGGACUAGCUGCGACCUUUGUUGGCCACCCCAUACUUGAAGAUGUUUUGGAGUUGAAUUUGGGGAAGAAUAAUGUAGAAAAAGGAUGGAAGGUGCAAGGAAGUUCUGACAAAUUUCAUAGUAAACAUGAAAUAUCUUCAGGUAAGGAAAUUCUAAUCCCUUUUUUGGAAGGGAGCCAACUCUCAGAUUUCUCUCUAAAAGGGGCCACAAUUAUUUCCUUGCUUCCUGGAAGCAGAUUACAAGAGGUAAACCGCAUGCUUCCAAUCUUCUUCAGUGCAAUGAAGCUAUUAAAAGGCUGUUUCUCAGAGUUGAUUAUGGUGAUCCAUGUGGCACAUAAUAAGCACGUAGAAGACUAUAUCAACAGAGUUGUUCAUAAGUGCCCUAUACCUGUGAUUCUGAUUCCAGGAGGAUCACCUCACAUGAAGUAUGAUGCGCUAAGUGCGAGCAAGGUUGCUUUAUGUACUUCUGGGACAGUGGCUGUGGAGAUGCAACUUGCACGGUUGCCUUGUGUUGUUGCUUAUCGAGCCCAUGUUCUGACUGAAUGGUUGAUACACUAUAAAACAAAAGUACCAUGCAUCUCCCUUCCCAAUAUUCUUCUGGAUUCAUCUGUAAUUCCUGAAGCUCUCUUUCAAGCAUGUACCCCUACAAAACUGGCAUCAUUGCUCAUGGAUCAACAGAGAAUGAAGCUCUUCGAGAAGAACAAAUUGUGGCUGCUGAAAAGAUUAUUAAACUGCUACGCCCAUCAGAAAGAACCAUUUGCAAUCCAUCACCAGAGGAACUCGAACCCAUGUUACCUGAUCACUCCCCAAGUAUGAUUGCCGCAUUUACUGUUCUAUACUCCAGUAGGACAUAAUUACUAGAUUUUCAUAAAUCGUGAUAUCUAUCUAAACCAUCUCCCGGCUGUUUUGUAGUCAUUUUUGUUACAAAUGGAACCUUUUUAUUGA
Molecule: messenger RNA, 1708 nt
Organism: Rhododendron vialii
Lineage: Eukaryota; Viridiplantae; Streptophyta; Magnoliopsida; Ericales; Ericaceae
Product: probable lipid-A-disaccharide synthase, mitochondrial
Exons: 9
Coding region: 161-1579 (472 amino acids)
Biological process (GO): lipid A biosynthetic process
Molecular function (GO): lipid-A-disaccharide synthase activity; phospholipid binding
Source: RefSeq, a predicted model, not a curated record